UGGUAUAUAUAUAUCGUCACAAAUAUAUAUAUAGGUCCAGCCUGCGGAGCCGUUGUGUGUGUCCUUGGCGCGACGAGCUUCUGGACAGGCAGGUGGUUUGGUGUGUGAGCUUUUGCAGCACACGCGGACUCGCCGUCCGCAUCGGGCAGAGCAGCUAUGGCUAUGGCUAUGGCUAUGGCUAUGGCUAUGGGUAUGGCGGCUUGUGGGCGAUACAAAGGAGUGCCGGCAGCAACUGGGAGGAGGUCGUUUCUGCUGCUGCUGCUGGCAAUUUGUUCUGCGCUCUCGGCAACGAUACCGCCGGCAGCAGGGUACGGCCUGGAGGAGUUUUUGGCGGCGCUCAAUAAUGAGUCCUUGGUCUAUCAUGAAGUGCAAGGGGACGUGGUCCUCAACGCCUCGUUACCUGCCAUCACGGGCAGGAACUUCACGCUGGUGGGCAGAGCGCCACGUGGCAAGCGUCCAGUGAUUGACGGAGCAUCGAAGCACGGUGGUGGAUCUUAUUCGCUGUCGCUGACGCUGAAGAACUUAGAGUUUCGAAACUUCAACGGAUCGGGCUCGAUUUUCGGGGCUUUGGGCCACGACAUCGUCAUCCUAGAUUGCGUCUUUAUCAACAACCGCGUGGUGGGUGUGUUGUCCGGGUCUGUCGUGUCUGUUCAGGGCGGCAGCCUGAAGAUCUCCGACUGUCUCUUCGUUAACAAUAGGGUGGAGGGAGGUGGUUAUGGGAGGGGCGGGGCUGUGAGCACCACGUUCUCGAGCGACACGGUGAUUGAGAGGACGGUCUUUCGGAGCAAUGAGGUGAUGGGAACGCGGGGCACGGGAGAAGGUGGGGCCAUCUCUGUAUCGGCGGCGACGUACCGCAUCAGCGAGUGUGUAUUCGAAGGUAACAAGGUCGAUGGCUAUGGCGGCGCAAUGGCUGCUACGUUCGCCUCGCGGGGGGAGAUCCUGCGCUCGAGCUUCUUGCGCAACUCCGCCUACUCGACGAGAUCAGGAUGGAAGCGGUAUGCAACAGGUGGGGCCAUCGACAUCUACGGUGAGGACGUCACGAUCAUCAGCGCAUGCACGUUCAGAGAAAACAAGGCGGAGGGCAGGCGAGGAGGGGCAGUGUCUCUGUCGAUGUACCAGGCGGAGGCCACCAUCUCCGGCUGCAAGUUCGAGAAGAACGCCGCUGGAAGAUACGGUGGGGCUGUGGGUGCGCGCCUCGUGCCCACCGGCUUGGUGGAGGGCCCACGUGGCAUUUAUCUGGAAGACCGCGGGCCUCCAAGGAGUAGAGCGAAGUUCUGCAGAGGGAACACGUACUCGGGAAAUUUGGCGGGAAAGUCUGGCGCGAACAACAUAUACGUGGACAUGCGCAACAGCUCGGCCAGCGGAGUGUCCUUCUGUCCGACCAGGCCUCCUCUUGCUCUCAUCGAAGCGGCGCCGGGCGUUGUCAUCAUCUCCUGUGCAUCCUGCUGAACAGCUAGUAGGGACAUCAAUGUCGCACUUGCAUGGAUUGGAUUCCCCUCCCCCCCC
Molecule: messenger RNA, 1506 nt
Organism: Chara braunii
Lineage: Eukaryota; Viridiplantae; Streptophyta; Charophyceae; Charales; Characeae
Source: the annotation of a GenBank genome assembly